Molecule: messenger RNA, 2397 nt
Organism: Gracilinanus agilis (Agile Gracile Mouse Opossum)
Lineage: Eukaryota; Metazoa; Chordata; Mammalia; Didelphimorphia; Didelphidae
Gene: SYNC
Product: syncoilin, intermediate filament protein
Biological process (GO): intermediate filament-based process
Cellular component (GO): cytosol; intermediate filament; Z disc
Source: RefSeq, a predicted model, not a curated record
GCCAUGGCCAGCGCGGAGGAGCCCCGGGAGGGCGGCCCCAGCGGGGAAGGAGCCGGAGCCGCUGCUGCUGGCCUGGAGAGAGACUCGGGGGCAGAGGACAAUGCUUCACUCCAAGAGAAGAAAUUUGAAUUUCUGCAAAAGGAAGAGGUUGUGAACCCAGAGAUGACCCUGUCCCUGCAGGGGACCAUGCACCUAGAGGACAUUCUCUACUUUGGAGCCACAGAUGACGCUGAUGACACACUGUAUGUAGAAGAGGAGACGGACACCCCAGAGGAGACACUGUAUGUGAGGGAAACAGUUACUCCAGAGAUGACCCUAAACCAAGAGGAGACAGUCACCCCAGAGGAGACACUGGAUGUGAGGGAAACGGUCAACCCAGAGAUACUGAAGCAGGAAGAGACAAUUACUCCAGACAAGACGGAAAGAGUUGAGCCGGAGGAGAUACCGAACCCGGAGGAGAUAAACACACAGGGGGAGAAAGCAAGCCCUGAGGAAAACCUUGCCUCCAAGGAGAGCCUCAGUGUCGAGGACAGCCUGAGUCCAGAGGAAUUGGAGUUGCUGGAAUGCCGUUUCCAGCAAUGCAUUGAAGCUGUAUCACAGCUGGAGGAGGAACGGGACCGUCUUAUCCACGAGCUGGUGUUGCUUCGAGAGCCAGUUCUACAGGAGGUACAGAAGGUCCACCAGGACAUUCUAGCCGCCUACAAGCUACAUGCCCAAGGGGAACUGGAGUGUGAUGGGCUAAGGGAGGAGAUCCGGGUGGUGAAGCAAAAGCUGUUCAAAGUGACAAAAGAAUGUGUAGCGUACCAGUACCAGCUCGAGUGCCGGCAGAAGGAGGUCGCCCAGUUUGCUGCCGGCCAGGACGAGCUCACCGCUCGCAUUGCCCAACUCUCUGAGGAGCUGACACAACUCAAAGACACAUAUGAGAAACAGAAAGGCCAGUUUCGGCAGCAGCUAGAAGCCCCUCGGGGUCAGGGAGACGACAGCCAUUUUCUACAGGAGAGCCGGAGGCUUUCUGCUGAGUUUGAGAGUUUUAUGGCGGAAAGCCGCCAGGGCCUGGAAGAAGAGUAUGAACCCCAGCUCAUGCGACUCCUGGAGAGGAAGGAUGCUGGAGCAAAGGCACUACAGAAAACACAGGCAGAGAUUCAGGCAAUGAAGGAGGCCUUGAGACCGCUCCAAGCAGAGGCCAGACAACUCAGUUUGCAAAAUAGGAACCUGGAAGACCAGCUCUUGCUUGUGAGACAGAAGCGAGAUGAGGAGGUGCAACAGUACAAGGAACAGAUGGAAGAAAUGGAAGACAGACAGAGACAUCUGAAAAGCAGGGUACAAGUCCAGCAGCAGAAGAACAAAGAGAUGGAGGAGCUAAGGAUCAGCCUAACUGAAGAGCUCUCUAUUUAUAAGAACUGUUUAGAAAUCUAUGGCCGACUCUGUAACCCAGAAACAAGACAAAACCUCUUAGUGAAGGAGCACUAAAGCCUCAGUGGAUGUUUUUUUCUUUGCAGCAAAAAAGAGAAUGUGAGGGAAUCUGGUAAAAUGGGCCAUCUUAUGAAAGAAAUAAACACUGGCCUAUCAGUUUUAAAGAGACUUGCUGCCCCCUGCCAGAAGCAGAAUACCAGACGACCCUCAGCUUAUAGGGCAUAGAGCUUAUUGCACUGAAGAAUGGAAGCUCCUGCUGACCCCUAGCAGACUCAUGUACACGCUAUGAAAAGGACACAUCAACAGUGACUAGUGUAUAAGCCUCCAGUGUUCUGGAACAGAAAUUGUUGCCUUAUUUUGAUUCAAAGCUCUAAGCCUUUGUAAGGCAGAGCAAAUGUCAACAAGGCAGCCCAUUUUAAGUUAAGUGGAGUUUUAAAGUUUGAUUUAUCUGUGCCACAAGUGUCUGACUUUAAAUAGAAAUUUCUCUUAAAGCUAAAGCAUUUAUAAGGGUGCUGCAGGCUCCAGUAGCUUCGUUUCCUUAUUCAUAUCAAUAAUUUCCACUACACAGACACACGUCACCCUGAAAACAAGGGACCAAUCAUGGUUUUGAGACCAAAAUGGUUUAAGGCCAUUGGGACUUGGAGUUUUAUCCUCAUGAAGACAACUGUGGUACGAAAUGAUGCACCUGGCUAAUAAAACAAAGGUGGCCAGGUACCUGGAAUACGAUCUGGUAUUAUGAGGUCUUGGAGAUUAAGACCAUCACAGCCUAUUAUUAUACAUCUGUUGAGUACAAGUCCCACUGGGGAAAAAAACAAUGUUCUAGGAAGAGCCAGCCUCUCCUUUUUCAAAUUUACCUUUUUUUCCUGGAGUGCUCUCUCUCUCUCUCACAUUCUUAAAGACCCAUGUAUUUAUUUAGGGAAGGGUGAGCAAUAAACUUCAAAACAAAAAGAUGGCAAAACUGUAUCAGAAUAAUGCAGGUCCUGA